Molecule: messenger RNA, 6183 nt
Organism: Hyalella azteca
Lineage: Eukaryota; Metazoa; Arthropoda; Malacostraca; Amphipoda; Hyalellidae
Exons: 5
Coding region: 1-4266 (1421 amino acids)
Biological process (GO): signal transduction; regulation of Rho protein signal transduction
Molecular function (GO): GTPase activator activity
Source: RefSeq, a predicted model, not a curated record
AUGAAGGGACUCAUGAGGAAACGCUCCACAACUGCAGCUCGGUUGCAGCGCGCUUUCAGCGCCAAGGGACUCCGAGGUCAAAUCAGCGACUCGCCUAACAACAACAACAACAACAACAAUGCUUCCAACAAUGACAUCAACUAUGGCAUUAACAAUAGUAGUGUGAACAGCAGCAUCAACAAUGGCUAUCCCGAUGCAGCCACUGACGCCUUGUCCCCUCACAGCAACACAUCGGGGCACCUGAGCAACAUGUCGCCUCACAACAACAUAUCAGGACACCACAACAACAUGUCACCACAUAACAACACAUCAGGGCACCACACAAACAUGUCACCACACAACAAUACAUCAAGGCACCACAACAACGGCAGUCUCUACCACAACGACUGCAGCAACUCUUCUGUCUCGAUGCCUCGGCCCAAACGUCACUUCAUUAUGGAAACUCCUGUCCAGUUUACUACCGGCGUGCAGUCUCAGGAGCGACACUUGUUCCUGUUCUCCGACCUGUUGCUGGUCGCAAAGUCUCGCAGCGGUGGCAACUUCAAGCUCAAGGAGAAGGUUCGAGUAUCGGAGAUGUGGUUGUCCUCUUGUCUUGAAGACGUAGCUGAAGUCUCCAAAAGUCACGACACUUCCUUUGUUAUGGGAUGGCCGACCACAAACGUCGUCGCUACCUUCAGUUGUGUCGCCACCAAAGACCUCUGGUACAACAAGCUGGCCCAGGUCAUCGCCGAGGAAAAAGAGUCUACGCCGCCCACCACCAACAUCCAAGUUUCCUACUACGACCCUAACACCUCUGCAGAUAUCUGCAAAACGGUGACCGUGACCUCGAACACCAACGCCCGCGAGUGCAUCAACCUGAUUUUGGAUCACCUCGAAAUGCGUGACGCGGACGUGACGAAGUUUCAGCUGUGGGUGAAGUCGUCUUUGGAAGACUCGCCUUAUCCUCUCAUCGGCCACGAGUUCCCCUUUGCUAUUAAGUACAACUGCAUGCGUGAAACGAUGCAGGACUGCGAUGCCGAACAGUGCAACAACCUCUACAACAACGGUUCUCACUCCUCGGGUGCGGACGUGAAAUGUCAAUUCAUUCUAAGGCAGGAACGUAAGCCUGGUCUAGAUGGACUCAACGCCGAUAGCAAGAAAGUGUCAAAGAAAGCGCGCAAGUCGCCCAUUCGCAUCCACAACGUCUUCAAGCGGUCCAACAGCAAAGGGGACUCUAUCGAUGGUGCGGGACCGGCGCCCCCCGGUAUCUUGUUCGGCCAUUCACUUGGCAAGCUCUUCGCAGCUAAUGGAUCUGCCCUGCCUAAACCUAUCAUGGAUAUGCUGAUGCAGCUCUUCCAGAAAGGCCCUUUCACUGUUGGGAUUUUCCGAAAAUCGGCCAACGCUCGCCUGGUGCGAGAGCUGCGAGAGAAGCUGGACUCGGGCUGCCCGUCCGACCUGAGCAGCACCAACAUCACCGCCGUCGCCGCGAUACUCAAAGAAUUCCUGCGAUCUCUUCCGGACUCCCUUCUUUGUUCCCAGUUCUAUGAUGAAUGGCUGGAAAUUCCUUCGCUAUCUUCUGUUCGCGACCAAAUAAGCCAUACUCUUUUGCUGUGCAGCCGCCUGCCACGUGCCAAUCUAUUACUUCUGCAGCAUUUCCUGUGCAUUUUACACCACAUCGCCCGCCGUUCGUCGCAAAACAUGAUGCCGCCGUCGAAUUUAGCGGUCUGUGUUGGGCCGUCUCUUUUAUGGCCAUCUUCUCCUAUCGUCGCAUUUAAUCCUGAAACCUCAAAGCAAGCGCCUUCAGUUAUAGAGUUCCUCAUCGAGCGUUUCGGAGAAGUUUUCGGUGAAGCCAUGCUCAGAAUUAUGGGCGAUCCUCCAGAACAAGACUCGGCCAGGCAAGAUAGCGGAGCAGAGGAGUCGGAUAGCCUGCAUAGUGGCCAUAGCUUGCACAGUUGCAAUGGUAGAAGGGAUGACAGCAGCAUCGACUCACUCGAGAGGGACUUGGAAGGUGAAUUAUCGCCUCUGCCGCGCAAGGAUAAAAUGUCUUUGACGAAUCUAAGCCGAGACUCCGGGUUGACCAUGAGUGACACUCAGCUCUACACUCCUGAUGAAGAAGAGAGCGAGAGCACAAGCUCCGGACAUUCGAGUGGUGAUAAGAACGCGCCUUAUCCUGACCACAGAAAUGUUGAACGCGUCCAGCAUUAUCCGGCACCCAACAACCCAAAUGCCAUCUACACAGCUGUGUGUAGAAGGUCCGAUAAAAGUAAUGGGUACGACGAGCACGAAAAUUAUUACGCAACUCCGUCCCGUGAGCACACGCGUGUGCACAUAACGUACUCAACUCCCAAUUAUGCCGUCGGGAAUAAAGACUACUCGUUGCAAACGUACUCUCCUGAACGUCUUAGCGAUAACUCAAGGAUGACUUACGAAAACGACUCAAUAUACAGCGUGCCAUCAACCGAUCCCAGCCACAAGCAGGUUCUGGAAAUUGAAAACGUAAAUUCAAAUUUCCAACGGGACGACCCAAUGAGAAGAAAAUCUAAUUUACGAAAGGCUUACAAGACCAACAAUGUCGAACACGGUCUCAUCCGGACCACUUCAGAAGAGAGUUUAUUAAGCAAAUACAACAACCAUGAAUACGGUAUGUCACUGGGAGCUAGUGGAACAACUAAUUUACGUUCUCCAUCGGCAGAGAGAACUCGGUCGCCGGCGACAAUCGAAUACGAUGACAGCGCAAAUUUCAUCACCAGGGACUCGCCGCUUCGUCGCUCCAGAUCUGCUCAUUAUCUUGCGGAAGUCCGAAAAGAAAAACUCAAAGAUAACUCUGAAAAUCUCAUGUCCAUUUCGCGCUCGGCUUCGCAAGAUACAGUUUCAUGGCUAAGAUCGAGGUCCACGUCCAACAUACAAGAUGAAGUUGAUCGUUCGUACGACUCUUCGACAUUAAGCGACGAUGACUCCACACCUCACGUUUCGCGCUCUAACUCUAGAGGUAAAGAGUGUGGCAGCGGAAGCAACGGUCACUGGGAUCCGCAGACUCCAUCUGACUCUGGCAACUCCCGUAAUUCUUCGUUCAAAAGCGAAAGGACCGGCAGUGUCUGCACAGUCAUAUCGGCAGGCAGUUGCUCCACACUUUCGUCAAACCCUCCAUCUUAUGAAGAAGCCUUGAACAGACGUUCUAUUAUGUUGCAGCAUCAGCAGCAACAGAACUCAGGAUCUCCUUCUCAAUUUAAUGACCAUUCCAUUCGGGAAGAAAAGGUUAAAUCUGCUCGAGCCAAGAAGCUGUAUGCAGAUUCUUUGCGCUUGUACCAAGAAGAAAAGGUCUUUGGAGACAUCGUUCGCGCGUCACCGGCUCACACUCUCGACGUGGAUGAAGUUGACUGUCCUCCACCUCUGCCUCCUAAGGGUGACCCGCCUCCUCUUCCUCCUAAGCAACGAUCCAGCCGACGUAUGAGCAGUGAAAAUUCCAAUAAAUUGAAACAUCUUCCACCCGUCCACGUAGAAACUACGAGUAGAAAGAAGCAAAGCAGUCUUUCUUUAAAUUCUUCCGUUGGUCCCACUAUGCACAAAACUAUAAUCUAUACCGAUGUUGGCCCUCCUAAUCUGCCUCCUAAAGAACGCACUGUUAUAGAGGUCGUGGAGAGCACCAAUGAUCGCGACAGGACAGUUCGCACCGUCGCCCAGCCUGUCGUCGAGAAGAAGAGCAUUGAGACUCAAACAGACGACUGCGACUUGGACGACGACGAUGACAUAAGAGAUGACGACAGCCCAACUUCGGACGCUUGGAUGUCAGACCACGUAACAUCAGUUCAAGUUCCUGAUAGCACCUACAAUAACUACAACAUUAACUCCGUCUCGGCUUCGUCUAACGGAAACUCCAAGAGCAGCACCAAGAGGAGCCGAGGUCGCCCUCGAAGAAGAGAUUCCUCAGCUUCUCAGCGAAGCCGCAGCGUUCCCAGUCGAGAUUCAGCCAUACAUCCUUCCUCCUCGGACAGUGAGGACGAUGAAUGGGAGUUCCCCCACGAAUAUCCUGGAGCAGUCAACUACGGUCUGAGAGAUUUCGCUAAUUAUGAGCCCGAACUGAGGCAGGAAAUAAGUUGGUCCGUAUCACAACUGCGAGCGAUAUUUGGCGAAAGCCUAAAGGGCGCUAAAGUCCAUCCGCCCCCAUACCGACCUCCGCCGAUCGCGGGCCGCGCCCCUAUAACGUCUUACCAUCUCGGAGCCAAGGACAACUUCUGUAGAAAAUCAUCGCGACCGCAGUCUUCUUAUGGAGAGGAAUCUUACGUCUGAGACCAAUGAUUGACACUUGUGCGCGCCAGUCUUGUGUUUCAGAGCUUGUUUAUAAUGUAUACGUAAUUGUUACAUAUUUUUAUCACACGAAGAACCAAUCAAAAUGAAUGUUGUGAUGGUGAGUUAGCGUUAGUUGGUUGUACGUAACUGUUCUUUGAUCCUUACGCAACACUCAUCAUUAGAUAGGAACAAUUCGUUAAGUGCCUUAAUAUUUUUAUCGUUGUUACUUUAGGAAAUUUAAACGCGACGUGGAGCUAGUGAAGAGACAAGCUCACUGUUCUGAGAACGUUACUCGAUCAUUAACCCGAUUUUCUAAGAUAGUGAAGUUUUUGGCCAAACUUGUGUUUGAAUGUCCCUGACCUCAGUUAUAUUUAUUCUAUUAACUACCGCAUUCCAAAAUGAUUUUUUGGUUGUUUAAGAUAAAUCGAGGUUAUUAAGGAAACUCCGCGUGUAAUUUCGCUUCGCUUUGCUUUGAAACUAAGACUUAAUCUGUCCCCACCGUUGCUGUUUUUUUACCAUAAGCAGUUCUCUUUUAUACAUUAAUGUUACGUUGCAAGUAUGAUCCGGCGCGAUGUUGCUCACUGUACCUUCAUGAGAACGCGUUAACUAGCGUCUUCAUGUCAUCGAUCUUCUGUCUCAAAGUUUAUGUAAAUAUUUGCUAGGCCAAAUGUGAUUACUGGAGACAUUUCUCACUCUCAAUGAUUCUCUCCAUAUGUUACGAAACGUUCUCCUAACAAGUUUCGAUGAGACUGUUGAUAUUCAAACGAUCUUAUCAUGUCGAUGAGAAUUGUUGCGUUGAUUUAAACUUGCACUUAUGCUGAGAAAUAUUCCUUUUGAAUGAGAAUUUUCACUCCAUGAAAAAAAUUUUCACUUCCUAUGAGAAUUUGUUUCCAAUGAGAAGUUUCAUUACAAUUUCAUAGAAUUUGUAAUCCAAUUGCGACUGUUGAAAUAGUUUGUUACUUUUUAGAGUGCGUGAAUGAUUAACUUAUUAAUAUUCAGACGAAAGUACGUUGUUAUGAUGCAGUGUAUGAACUUGGCUGCAAGUACGCUAGGUGUUGGCUCGUCGCGGUGAUUUUGUACAGGUUUAUCGUCUAAGUCAUAAAGUGUAAGACGAAUUGGAGUCUCAAUGAUCGAAGUAGGUGAAUUAAAAUGAUUAUCAUUAAGAAUUUCAAAGCUCUAUUGAGCUCUCAAUGAUGACCAAGAGCUUGAAUAAAAUGAUGUACAGGAUAACUCCUUCUCUAUGCUCAUGUUCAAAUUCUUUUGUGAAAAUAUUUUUUUGGGCAAAGGUCGGAAUUUUUCUCGGGAUUCAUGUUGAUAUUAAAGCCAACGUGCUUAACAGUAAGGCAAGUUAUGAAAUAUUGUACGACACUCCCUUAAUGAUGUUCGGAAUACUUCUUCGAGAAGUAUAAGAAAUUUCAAAAAUUUCCAUAGAUUUAGUUCAAUAUUGUAUGAAUCAAAAUUCAUGCUAUAAAAGUUUGAAUUAUUGGGAUUCAAUUACAAAGUUGUUCGUUAACGCUACUACAUUAGUUUGACACUAAUGACAUUUCGUACAUGUCCCUGCAAAUUAAAAAAAAACAUGGUAAUGUUUUCAAUUUCAUGCACAGAGAAAAUUUUCAUGUCGCUCUUCAGGAGCCGGAAUUUUCAGGAGAUCACUAAAAAAUUUAUGCAUCCCAUGUAGAUUCAAAAUUUUAGCUGUAAAUUUUCAGCGACUUGUGAACAUAAUUUUACGUCGCGCCCACCGAGUUAAGCUCGGCCAUUCAUACAUGCCUGGCUGCUCAAUUAAUGGUCACAAAGUGUGAAGUUAUUAAUUAUUAAUCAGUAUUGAACAUAGAGUGCGAGUAAGGAGUAAAUUAAGUUUGUACAUAUUAAGGCUUCCGUUUUUAUAAUUUGUUAUAACAUAAACUAUAUACAGUCAAA